AUGGUGUUUACUCUUGUUCUCGGUAUUGGGCUUGGAGUGGGUCUGAGCUGUGUUGGGAGGUUUCGCUGUGACUUUUCCUCUCAGUGCAUCAGAAGCUCUGCACAGUGUGAUGGAGAGGUGCACUGUGACAAUGGAGCGGACGAGCUUGGCUGUGUGCGUCUCAGUGGGCGGAGUUCAGUCCUGCAGGUCCAGAAAGCUGGUGUGUGGAGGACAGUCUGCUCAGAGGACUGGAAUAACUGGCUGGGGCUCUCUGCCUGCAAGCAGUUGGGAUAUACCAGUUAUGUCGAGUCAUUCUUCAUGUCCCUGACCUCCAUUGAGCAAGAUCUUCAGUACAACCUGGUGUCCAUCAAUCUGAGCCAGUCACAAAUCAUUAAGCUACAAAACACCGCAACCGUCAGUAAAACCCACUGCAGCUCAGGAAAGGUGACAACACUGAAAUGUCUGGAGUGUGGCUCCAGACCUCAGUACUUGAGUCGUAUUGUUGGAGGGAACAUUUCCCGGCCAGGCCAGUUCCCCUGGCAGGCUAGCCUCCAUUUCAACGGUGAACACCUCUGUGGAGGCUCUAUCAUAACACCACGAUGGAUUCUCACAGCGGCACACUGUGUGUAUGGAUUUGCAGAGCCUUCCUUGUGGGUAGUCCAUGUGGGAGAGAUAGAGCAACCGGUCCAUGGUGAACAGUCGAUUGCAGUGGAGCAGAUCAUACACCAUGUUCGCUAUCACCCCAAAGGACUGGAUUAUGAUAUUGCACUUGUGAAACUCUCCGAGCCCCUUGUUUUCAAUGGAUUUGUGGAGCCCAUCUGCCUGCCUAAUUUUGGGGAAGAAUUUGAUGAAGGCACCAUGUGCUGGAUCUCUGGAUGGGGAGCAACCGAGGACAAAGGGCAGACCAGUGUGGUUUUGCAUUCCGCCAUGGUGCCCCUCCUCUCCACAAAGACCUGCAAUCAGCCACAGGUUUACCAGGGCUUCAUCUCACGAUGGAUGAUAUGUGCAGGAUACUUGGAGGGAGGAAAAGACUCCUGUCAGGGGGACAGUGGGGGUCCUCUUGCUUGCGAGGACUCAUCUCUAUGGAAGCUGGUCGGGACAACGAGCUGGGGCGUUGGCUGUGCUAUAAGGAACAAGCCAGGCGUGUACACCAGGAUGACACAGUCACUUCACUGGAUCCGGCAUCAGAUGGAGAGGGAAGAGGCUCCUAACUCAACAACUUAACUGAAUCGCCUUUUCAAUGGAGACUGCGAUAUCUGGUCAGAGUCAGGAUGAUAGCGCAGUGAAUGAUGCAACUGAAGAGUUAAGAGAUUCUUUAUUCCAAAAUAGAAAGCUCUAAGGCAAACCAGACGAUAAAACAAUGCUUCAUAAAAAGAAAGACAGGCAUGAAA
This is a messenger RNA of Phyllopteryx taeniolatus (common seadragon), 1370 nucleotides long. RefSeq names its product transmembrane serine protease 3a (gene tmprss3a). Gene Ontology annotation, biological process: proteolysis. The transcript has 11 exons. The coding region runs from base 1 to 1203 and encodes 400 amino acids. NCBI's taxonomy places the organism in Eukaryota, Metazoa, Chordata, Actinopteri, Syngnathiformes, Syngnathidae. Gene Ontology annotation, molecular function: serine-type endopeptidase activity; protein binding. The record is from RefSeq and is a predicted model, not a curated record. Gene Ontology annotation, cellular component: membrane.